This is a messenger RNA of Salpingoeca rosetta, 1638 nucleotides long. RefSeq lists its product as uncharacterized. The record is from RefSeq and is a predicted model, not a curated record. Gene Ontology annotation, cellular component: endoplasmic reticulum membrane. The coding region runs from base 1 to 1638 and encodes 545 amino acids. Gene Ontology annotation, biological process: protein N-linked glycosylation. The transcript is spliced from 15 exons. Gene Ontology annotation, molecular function: alpha-1,2-mannosyltransferase activity. Lineage: Eukaryota; Choanoflagellata; Craspedida; Salpingoecidae.
AUGAAGAUGGUGGCAGUGGCGGAUGUGUUGGCAGUGGUGUUGGUGCUGGGUGCGCGCUUGUGCAGCGCCCUGUUCUCCAACAUAUCGGACUGCGAUGAGACUUACAACUACUGGGAACCCCUGCACUAUUUGGUGUAUGGCAGUGGGUUUCAGACGUGGGAGUACUCACCGGAGUACGCGCUGAGGUCCUACGCAUACCUCGAUCUCCAUAUUCCAGUGAUCAAGGCUGCACAGGCCAUGGGGCUCUCCAAGGUGUGGGUGUUCUACGCUGUGAGGGUUGCCCUGGCCAUGUUGACGGGCGCCUCUGAGAUCACGCUGUACUUUACGCUGAAGCGCCGCGGAUUCGGACACCAAGUCCCAUUGCUCUUCGUUCUGUUCUCCAGCUUAUCCUGCGGCCUCUUCAUCUCCAGUGCCGCCCUGUUGCCGUCAUCGUUCGCCUUGGCCCUGUCCACGUUUGCUCUCGCUGCCUGGUACCGCCACCAGGACUUUUGGGCUGUUCUGUGCACGGCCAUCAGUGCCAUCGCUGGCUGGCCCUUCGCUGCUGCUCUUGGGCUGCCGAUUGCGGUUGACAUUGUUGUGAUGCGCGGGCGGUUUCUUCCGUUUGUUCGCGAUUGCGUCAUCGCUUUGUGUGUGUGUGUGUGUGCCCCGCUUGUCGCUGCUGAUUCGUACUUGUACGGGCGGUUGGUCAUUGCGCCCCUCAACAUCCUCACUUACAACGUCUUCUCCUCAGAGACAAGCUCCGAGCUUUACGGCACGGAGCCGUGGGAAUUUUACUUCUUGAACGGCGCCCUCAACUUCAAUGUCGCUUUUCCGCUUGCUCUCAUGGCCCCAAUCUUCAUGCUCAUCAUGUCGGCGACAGCAAGUCUUCGUCGCCAGGUGUCGGCCCCGUCCUCCCGCCUCACAGCGUUCCACCUCGCUGGGAUGUGGAUCUGGCUGGCCAUCUUCGUGCCGCAAGCCCACAAGGAAGAGAGGUUCCUGUUCCCCAUCUACACCCUCGUCGCUCUUUCCGCCGCCAUCGCCCUCGCGCGCAUCCAGCAGUUCUGGCGCGCUCUCGCUCCCACCAAACUCCACUUCCUUGGCACGCUUGUGCAAGCUGCUGUCAUCGUGGUGUUUGCUCUCCUCUGUGCAUCCCGCGUUGCCAGCCUCUACAAAAAUUACCACGCCCCGCUGGACGUGUACGCGCGACUGCCAGAUGUCGUUGACACAUCCGCAGCGUCCACGCGCUUGUGUGUCGGCAAGGAGUGGUACCGCUUCCCAAGCUCUUUCUUCCUCCCAUCGCACACGGUUGAGGUUGAGUUUAUUCGUUCGGAGUUCAAGGGUCUGCUGCCCAAACACUACGAAGCAGCCAACGGCACGCGCGUCAUCCCAACACACAUGAACGCCCUCAACAAGGAGGAGCCAAGUCGAUACGUGCCCGUUGAGACGUGCGAUUUCAUCGUGGACUUUGAGAGCGUGGCAACAGCGCCGCUUGAGCCGAAUUACGGCGAUGACGCAUCGUGGACGAGGGUGGCGUGUGCUCCGUUCUUGGACAGCGCAGCGACGACAAACACGCUGGGGCGAACGCUGUAUCUUCCAUUCAAAAAUCUGGACACCGGUGCCGUGUUCCGGGACUAUUGCAUUUACGCAAGACGGACGUGA